This is a messenger RNA of Sorex fumeus (smoky shrew), 234 nucleotides long. RefSeq names its product V-type proton ATPase subunit G 2-like. Gene Ontology annotation, cellular component: vacuolar proton-transporting V-type ATPase complex. The transcript has a single exon. Gene Ontology annotation, molecular function: proton-transporting ATPase activity, rotational mechanism. NCBI's taxonomy places the organism in Eukaryota, Metazoa, Chordata, Mammalia, Eulipotyphla, Soricidae. Bases 1 to 234 code for a protein of 77 amino acids. Gene Ontology annotation, biological process: proton transmembrane transport. The record is from RefSeq and is a predicted model, not a curated record.
AUGGGAUCGGAACAACAGCGCAGAGAGCGGGAGCAGGAAUUCCAGAGCAAACAGCAGGAAGCCAUGGGUUCCCAAGGGAACCUGUCAGCUGAGGUGGAGCAGGUGAUAAGGCACCAGGUUCAAGGCAUGCAGAGCUCCCAACAGAGAAACCGUGAGCGUGUCCUGGCCCAACUUCUCGUCAUUGUCUGUGAUGUGAGGCCCCAGAUCCAUGCCAACUACUGGAUGACUGCCUAG